Molecule: messenger RNA, 17469 nt
Organism: Procambarus clarkii (red swamp crayfish)
Lineage: Eukaryota; Metazoa; Arthropoda; Malacostraca; Decapoda; Cambaridae
Source: RefSeq, a predicted model, not a curated record
UUCUCGCCGGCGCCCGGGGAUCGAACCUGGGACCACAGGAUCACGUGUACAGUGUUCUGUCCGCUCAGCCACCGGCUCCCUCCCUGUAACUGAUGUGUCCCAGUAGAGGGAAGCCAUAUCAAGAGAAGAGCUUCAGGAAACCAUUUGGGCUCUCUCAGAAAGAAGUGUUUCAUUACAUUCAACACUGGUUUUCUGAAGGGAGCCACAUUGGCUCCCUAAAGAUGUCACACUGAUUAAGUGCCAUACUACUAGUAGUCAUCAGUCGCAGAGUUCUAUUGGCCUACCUGAGACCGCGAGCCGGAACUUGGCAUCCCUCUUGAGAGGCGAAGCACGUGAUGGUCUAUAAGCAAUUUAUAUUUAAAGUUUAACAUCUUUCCCACCAUCGGGGAAGCACCCCGAAAGAUAGGAUAGGACUGCACGAUUUAAAAAUGAGACCGAAGCCUCAACAGUGUCAAAAGAACUACCCAACAAUGAAAUGAAGAACCAAAAUCUGUGAAAUCUACUCCCUGCUAAUUUGCCCUACCUCGCCCCCUCAUUUUGGGAAGGAAGGAGCUGGCACGGGUCAGGCAUGUCCUCUACCGUUCAGUUCUACACUGUCUGUGCUUGGUGUUUCUUUGUGUUGUCUGUGCUUGGUGUUUCUUUGUGUUGUGGCUGUGCUUGGUGUUUCUUUGUGUUGUCUGUGCUUGGUGUUUCUUUGUGUUGUCUGUGCUUGGUGUUUCUUUGUGUUGUGGCUUUUCUGACCAGUUUUCUGGGUUUGCAUCUUUAUGCCAUUAGAGUCCAAGGAAGUGUCCUAUGUCCUAGCCAACAGUCUGUCCUGUUUGUCCUGUUUUCACGGAAUGGUCUGUCAAAUGACAAUUCCUUCCUCUGGCUUUGCUGGGUAUACGGAUGCCCUGAUGUCGAUCUCUUCACAUUGGUGUGGUCUUGGCAUUGCCAUCUUUACGCUGCACCAUUUCCCGAAUGCGAGGUCCUCGUGGUUCUUGCUCGGUAUCCGAACCUGUCAAACCCAGGUGUUUUUCCAGGCUCCGCCUCUAUUAGAAGUUCGGGGCAAGUGAUGUACCUCACUGGUUCGGCCUUCUCUUCAGAGUGACAUAUCUGGAGUUCUUUACGAGUUUUUAUCACCAUAUGUAUGGUGGUCAGGUUGACGGUGUCCCACCUGAGGUCUUCCUCUUAGUGACAGUAUGAGGUUUCUUGGUGGUCUUUUCACCAUUUUUUCUCUUUUCUUCGUUGUCUUUCCGCCAUUUCCAACAGAGGUUUUUUUGCUCUCGAUCGGUAUCUUAUGCCAGAUAGUUAUUUUUUAUCGUGCGGCAUUGGCAGAGCUGCUUUUGUUCGUGUUCAUGGUGGAUGCAUCUUUGGCGCCAUUUCACAAGGUUUCUGAUGUCUUGUUUCACCUCCAAUCUGCUCAUGUGCCGCCUGAGCCUGCCUCAUCGUUAGAUUGGAUUCUUUUUCUCUUUUGUCCCCUUUACGGUGGGCCCUAUGGUCUGGGAUUGUUUUCAGAAAGGUUUGUUUUGCUUUCCUUGGCCUCUCAUUGAUGGGUUUGUGAGCUUCCCGCUCUGCUCCGGCAUUGGGGAUAUUAUUCUUUUGGUCAUGGUGGUCAUUUUGUUCAGUUGUGGCUGGCUCCUUUUCUGUUGAAGAAUGAGUCGGCCGGCUUUCGCAUGGGUCCUUUAGUUGUGGAUGCGUGAUUAGUUUGGUGUCUUGUGGCAGCUUUAUGCCACUUCGUGCCACCAGUUCUGUUUCAGUUGACUUGUUUUGGGUUGGUCCGGUUUCUCUGGUUCCAUGUUCCAUGGCUCAUAUUUAUCAGAUUGUCUGAUAAAUAAUAUCUUAAAUAAAUAAUAUAAAAAUCUUGUCCGCAGUGUCAUUUGGCUUUACUAGCCUGUGGUCAAUUCUUGGGCUCAUAAUGACUGGAAGUGUGCUGCUCUGAUGGCUGUAUUUGGUGGCUGUCAUCUCCCUAGUAAGUGCCUUCUUUUUGUCCUUCUCUGUGGGGUAGUUAGUCCCGUCGACUCCUUGAAGCUUCCCCUCAGAAAACCAGCAUUGAAUGUAAUGAAAUGCUAAUUUCUGGGUAAGCCCAGGAGGCUUCCUGACACCCUCCCUCCUCCAGGUUGUUGGCGUGUUUUAUCAUUAUAGAACUGACUGGUGGGGGGCCCCACUGACCCAGACCGGCUUGCACCUCCUCCCCUCAAUUGAGGGGGGGAUGUGGGACAAGCAGGGGCUAGUUUUGCAAAAUUUUAAUUUUGUUUUCAUUGUUCGGGAGUUCUUUUGGUGGUGGUGAGGCUUCGGUCUCUUUUUCUAAAUCAUACAGUAGUUUUUGAUUCACCUGUCUGUCUGGAUGCUUCCUUGGUGGUGACAAAGAUGAUAAACUUUACAUUUAAAGUGUUCAUAGGACAUCACUCCUUUCGCCACUCUAAGAGUGGGGGGGGGGGGGCAGGUUCUGGCUCGUGGACCCAGGUAGGACAAUAGAACUCUGUGACUGAUGACUACUAAAAGUAUGGCACUUAAUCAGUGUAAUAGCUCCAGGGAGCCUCCGGGGCUCGCCAAGAAACUGGUGUUUCAUUAUAUUCAACGCUGGUGUUUUUUUUUUUAAUUAUCUCUCUAAAAGCUUAUGUUGUAUACUUUAUUUUUCUAUGUAGGAAUUGGGGCAUAGCUAUUUACAUGUCUGAAUAUGUUCUUAUGGUUUGAAGGAAUUUAUAUUAAUAUAUCUAGUCGGAGGGAUAGUGUUCUAUAAUAUUAAUCUAAUGGCUCAUUCAGUGCUUCCCUAAUGUAUGUUGUGUAUUUGUUUGUCCAGUUUUAGAUACUGUACUCAUUCCUAUAAGCAUUUCAUGUUUCAAUACACCAGGUAAUGAAUAUAUUCAUUAGUCACAUCAUGUUGCCCACUGUAGGUCUCAUGAUAUAUGAUAGCAUUUGAAGUAAUUGUCUUGUGUCCAUUGAGAUCCUUAAAAAGAAGUGUAUUUAUGAGAUUAUUAUUAUUAUUACAUGUUUCUUUUCAGCUAAUUUUGAUAGUGUUUUGGCACUAUGUAUUGUACAAACAUUUGAUGGCAUAUUUUACUUAUGAAACUAAAAAGUGUUAAACACAGAAUAGUCAAGGAUUUUGACACUUAAAAGUUAACAACAUUACACUUAGAAUCUAGAGGUAGAUCUUGUAUAAGAUCCCAGUUCUACUGGGAAUCCAAAGGUAGAUCUUGUAUGAGAGGUAGUUCUACUGGGAAUACAGAGGUAGAUCUUGUAUGAGAGGUAGUUCUACUGGGAAUACAGAGGUAGAUCUUGUAUGAGAGGUAGUUCUACUGGGAAUACAGAGGUAGAUCUUGUAUGAGAGGUAGUUCUACUGGGAAUACAGAGGUAGAUCUUGUAUGAGAGGUAGUUCUACUGGGAAUACAGAGGUAGAUCUUGUAUGAGAGGUAGUUCUACUGGGAAUACAGAGGUAGAUCUUGUAUGAGAGGUAGUUCUACUGGGAAUACAGAGGUAGAUCUUGUAUGAGAGGUAGUUCUACUGGGAAUACAGAGGUAGAUCUUGUAUGAGAGGUAGUUCUACUGGGAAUACAGAGGUAGAUCUUGUAUGAUAGGUAGUCCUACUGGGAAUCUGUAUUUUAUAUUAUGGAAAGUUGCAUUUAGCCAGAAAUAUCCUGAGUUAAUUAAAAGGUAGUUGUCUCAUUAUUGAAAUACAGUAAUACAGACUGAAAAUCUCUCUCAUCAACUCUGCUUUCAGCAUAUUUUAUCAAUAAGUAUGAAAUAGUAUUUCAUGAAUAUUUUAUUAAAACUAUGCUUGUGGAGAAUUUUGAUGACAUGCAAGAUCUAUGCCUUUAUAUGCAAAUAAGUGACUAAGUGUAUCAAGUGCAAUGCUUGCUCAAGUUCUCAUUCCAUAGGAGAUGUAUGUAAUAAUUUGUUAAAAGUUUGAAUGUGUUGCAAUAUAACUGCGGGUGGGCACAGGUGCCGAGUGCUUCACCUGUGUUGCUGGACGUGGGCAGGUGGGCACAGGUGCCGAGUGCUUCACCUGUGUUGCUGGACGUGGGCAGGUGGGCACAGGUGCCGAGUACUUCACCUGUGUUGCUGGACGUGGGCAGGUGGGCACAGGUGCCGAGUACUUCACCUGUGUUGCUGGACGUGGGCAGGUGGGCACAGGUGCCGAGUGCUUCACCUGUGUUGCUGGACGUGGGCAGGUGGGCACAGGUGCCGAGUGCUUCACCUGUGUUGCUGGAUGUGUGCAGGUGGGCACAGGUGCCGAGUGCUUCACCUGUGUUGCUGGAUGUGUGCAGGUGGGCACAGGUGCCGAGUGCUUCACCUGUGUUGCUGGAUGUGUGCAGGUGGGCACAGGUGCCGAGUGCUUCACCUGUGCUGCUGGAUGUGUGCAGGUGGGCACAGGUGCCGAGUGCUUCACCUGUGCUGCUGGAUGUGGGCAGGUGGGCACAGGUGCCGAGUGCUUCACCUGUGUUGCUGGAUGUGGGCAGGUGGGCACAGGUGCCGAGUGCUUCACCUGUGCUGCUGGAUGUACAAAGUCUUGAUGAAUCGUCCUGAUUUAUUGUUCCUGAGUGGCACUGGUAUUUAUUAUACACUCUUAACUAUUUAUUCCAGUAAUUUUAGCUUUUUACUGAUAGACUCUAAUCCUAAUUACAUGUAUAACCAUAGAAUUUUUGUAAUAUAUUGAUUUCAUAUUAUUUUCAGUCAAAAUUUAGUUUUCAGUCUGAAAUGCAAUACGUAUUUGCAGGGUGUCGGCUAAUACAGUACUGUAUUUGAAAAUGCUUUAAAUGAAUGAUUUCAGCCUCUUAAGCAGAGAGCUUUGCUAUAUCAUAUUUUGAAUAAAUAAAUAUUGGACUAGCAGAUAUAAUAAGACUGAUAACCUAACUGAUGGUAUUAUGAUUGUAAUGUGAAUUGACAAUAUUAACUUUGUUUCUAAAAAAAAAAAAAUCGUAGAUGCUAUUAUAAUAUCGUAAGGUUAACUGCAAUUGACAUUAAUGUUAAGUUAGCCUUGAAGUAAAGACUUCCUUAAAGUAUUAAUCAGUAACAGUAGGCGAGGUGCUCUUGAACCUAAUUAUGAAUUAAAAGACAAACUAAAGAUAUAAGCUGUGGGUCAGAUGGUAUUUAUAAUGAUUGACAACAUAUCACCUUAGUUACUAAGUGACAACUAACCCAAGUUCCUUGUUUAGUAUUUUUCACUUCUGUUUAUUGUAUUUUACAGCGGUUAUAUUUUGUAAUGUAUUUAAUUUGCUUUCACAUUUGUUUUUUCCCCAAUAUAGUAUUUAUUUUGGCUUAGGUUUGGAUGCAAAAUGUAUGGCUCAAAAUAUCUUUGUAAUGUUUUGAUUAACUUUGUUUCCCCACUUCAGUUUAUAAUGUGCCAGGGAUGGGUUCAUGCAUCUUUUUAAUUGAGGCUUCUGAGAAAUAACAAGACAGUAAAAUAAAAUAAUGUAUGUGUUUUUGACAAUAUGAAAAAAUGUAUUUAGCAUUAACAUCAUAAGGAAUACAGAGGCUGUCCUGCGUUUUGAACUCCCAUUAUACAAAAAAAUCACUGUAUUCAUUUUUAAUCUGCUCUCCCUCUUCCCCACCCUUCCCACAAGUGUUUGUUAUUAAGAUGCUAACCUAUUUUCUGGGCAGUCGACUAUGGCGUCACCGAGCCAAAAGCCAGUGUUGAAUGUAAUGAAACACCAUUUUCUGGGUAAGCCCCGUAGGCUCCCUGAAGCUAUCCAAACUGAUAAGAGCUACAUUAGCUACUGCCCGGCCUUGGUUUCUGGAGCUGUUUGCUCGGUGUCUGACCUAGGUGUUGUCUGCUGUUCAGCGUUUUUCGGAGAUUCGGCCUGGUGGUGUGCUUUACUGGUUCAACCCUCUCCACCACCCUGUCUGCUGUUUUUAUCAACCUGUCUGUGGUGAUCAGGUGGCUUCUUAUAAGUGUCCCACCUGUAGUUCUCCUGGUGACAGUAUGAAGUCUUUGUACUUUGUCAUUGUUCUUCGGUUUCCAAGUGGGUUGUCUUGACCUUUCUUGGCCGUUUCUUGCAUGGUGUUUUAUGCCGAAUACUGUCGCUUCUCGUAUGGUAUUGGCAGAAUCUCUCUUGCUUGCGAAUAACAUGUCUUUGGCCCCAUUUUGCAAAGUUUCUCACGCUUUGUUUCACCUCUGGCCUGCUCAUGUGCCAUCUGAGCCUGCCUGGUCUCUGGAUUGGGGUAUUUCUUUCUGUCUUCUGCUCAGUUUAUGGGGUUCCUCCAGUCCAAGAUUGUUUCUUGAAAGCUGUGUUUUUGCUUUGGUCUCUGAUUGUCGGGUGGGUGGGCUUCAGACUCUUCUCCAGUGCCGGGGGUUCUUAUUCCUUUGGGCCUGGUUGGUGUUAGGUUGCAGUCGGGUCCUUCUUUUCUGGCAAAGAUUGAGUCAAUGGGCUUCUGGAGGGGUCCUUUGGUCAUGGGUUCUUGGUUCAGCCAGGGGUGCAUCAUGUGCAUUGUCUGGUGGCGACUUUCUGCUGCUACCUUCAUGCCACCGUUUCUGAGUUAGUGGCCUUGUUUUGGGCUGAUCCAGUUUUCCUUGUUCCUUGUUCCAGGGCUCGUGUUCUCUGGUCGUCCUCAGUGUCAUUAAGUCUAGCCAGCCUGGGGGGUCUACCCUCAUGCCCAGAUGUCCGCAAGUAUGCCACUGUUGGCUGUGUUUGUCCAUAUGCCUUGGGCCAAUAUUUGGGAGCGGGAAUUUUGACAGUGGAAUAGGGUUGUGGCAGCCUGGUAUCUUGUGACUGUUCUGGUCCUCGGCAGCCUUGUGUUGCCUUGGGUUAUGUUCACGGUCAACUGUUCAUCUUCGACUUGUUGUUGAUGAACAGUUUAACCUCUUCAUUCAAAGUUGUUACUUCUUCAUUGCCAUUCCUGGUCGCUUGACCGUGUCCUCACCUUUCUCUCCUCUUCUCGGUUUCCAGCUUCAGUCCUGGAUACCCUUCUCAAGGUGGCAUUUCUGCUGGCUCUUGCCUUCAUUUAUUGGGUUGGGAAGCAUCAUGAUCUUCUUUGGAGGUGGGCGUUUUCUUUAUCUGCAUGCCAUCUCCUUCUUUUCUGCUGAAGAAUAAGUUGGCAGGCUUCCAGAGAGGUCUUUUAACGAUUGAUAUUUGGUUGGUUUGGCCAGCAGUGCGUCAUUUGCUGUGUUUGGUGACGGCUCUUUGUCCCUAUCUUUGUGCCACUGAUUCUGCCCUGGUGGAUGCCUUAUGUGUUGAUUUUUUCCUUGUCCAUGUUCCAAGGGCUCUCAUUUCUCAGAUUGUCUGCAGUGUUAUUAAGUGUAGCCAGCAUGCAAUAUACCCUUGUACCCCAUGAUGUUCGCAAAUAUGCUGCGCUGGUUACGUUGUUUUCUAACAUUUCCUAGGUUGGUAUUUGGGUAUGUGGAUUUUGGUGAUCUACCAGGGUCUUGAUGGCCCAGUAUUUAAUCAAUGUUCCUGGGCCCAGAUGUCCCUAUGUUGCUUUAGGGGGUGUUUUCCAGCCGUGGGUCUCUUCCUCACUUUAGCAUCUGCCAUCUCUCCUCCCUGGUGAGUCACUAGAUUUUCUUUUCUGUGGUCAGUUAGCUUCAGGAAGCCACUAAGGGGCUUCUUCAGAAAACUAGCAUUGAAUGUAAUGAAAUGCAUGUUUCUGGUACAGCUCCAGUGAUGCCCUGACUCCUUCCUCUCUAGGUAGUCAGUUGGCAGUUGUACGGUUCAUCUGCUCCAGAACCGACUUGGGAGAGUUGACGUAGGACCAGGGGUCUGGGCCCCAUGGUGGCGGUGUUUUGGUACUAAAGGGCUUGAGCUAGUUUAGAGUGAUUCAAUUGUUUUGUUUGAACUGUUUGGUGAGUGAAUUUUGAGGGUUUUGAGGCUUCUGUUCAUGUGAAUCUUGCAGUUGUUUAUAAUGCUUUGCUGAUUUUCUGGAUGCUUUCCCGGUAAAGUGGUGAGAUGUUACUUGCUCUCUGCACCUUUGUGGGGAAAGGGGGAGGGGAGGGGGGGGGAGUAGGUCACAUCUAGUAGAUAGAAGCAACCUCAGAAAUAGCUUCAAGGAGCCACCAGGGCUCUACUGGAAAGAGGCGUUUCAUUACAUUCAAUGCUGGGUUUUUUAACUAUUGUAAUUGUAAUCAAGAAAGAUGUAACUCAAAUGUUGUAAAGCUCAUUUGACCUUGCAGGAAGUUCAACAGGUGAUGUUUCUUUCAGCAUCAAUAUAAUCUUUAUCACCUCUCAGUAUUAAUGAAUUCCGGCAGAUAAAUGUGUAAGUUCAUUCUUUUUGUCAGAAAAAAAUACACUUUGAAUGAAGAGGUUAAUUAAAUAGAAGCAAAAAUAGUGUUGGGUAUUGGGAGAGUAUUUAUAUCAUUACUGGUAGGAAAUAAUGAACAUUUAUUUGCUAAAAGAUAUCCAGUGUUAUUCCCUGUAAAAUUGAAUGACUUUAAUUAAGCAUUAUAAAUUUAUCAGAGAAUUAAUUUACAUUGUAUAUGAAAUAAGAAAAUACUUUUAUUUUAGUAGGUAAGGAAAAUAGAUAUCUUAUUUAAUUUUUCUGGUACAGUAUGUUAAAAUUUUAGGUACUAUUUUGAAUAUUGAAGUACUUUUAAAUUGUAUCGUACAUAUACGAUACAAUUUGUACACAAAUUGUCUACAAGUUGUAUUUGUAAAGCCUAUACUAUUCUGGCAAGUAGCAUCCAUGCAUAAUACAACAUUUUGCAUGAAAGCCGUGUAUGAUGCUUUUGCUUUUUACUUUUAUUCUAAUUAUAUUCUUCAAAAUUUUGAGUUAAGUUUAUUAGCAAGUAUUAACAAGUAGAUACUUGCUAAACACUUGUUCAUUAGCAAGUAUUAACAAGUUGAUACUUGCUAAACACUUGUUCAUUAGCAAGUAUUAACAAGUUGAUACUUGCUAAACACUUGUUCAUUAGCAAGUAUUAACAAGUUGAUACUUGCUAAACACUUGUUCAUUAGCAAGUAUUAACAAGUUGAUACUUGCUAAACACUUGUUCAUUAGCAAGUAUUAACAAGUAGAUACUUGCUAAACACUUGUUCAUUAGCAAGUAUUAACAAGUUGAUACUUGCUAAACACUUGUUCAUUAGCAAGUAUUAACAAGUUGAUACUUGCUAAACACUUGUUCAUUAGCAAGUAUAAACAAGUAGAUACUUGCUAAACACUUGUUUCAAAAUUGUGACAAAGAGGCAAAGAGCAAAGUUGCUUAACAAGAUCUAAGAACCAUAAAUUAUAUUCUCAAAUAAUAAUUCUGCUUAAAUCUAUUCUGAAAAGAUUAGAACUGUUGUAAUAUCUUGUGUUUGAAGAUAUUUUGGUCCAGUAUUGCAUUCAGGCUCUUGACUUUGUUCCUUUUACAGUAUUUGUUUAGCAUUAAUUCUCAGUGGAUUAAUUAACUUAGGCAAUAGUUUUUGGUAACUAUAAAAUACUAACCCAAACAAAGUGAUUGACAAGCAAAAUAAUACUACUGUUUCAGGCUAGUUUUAGCUGAGCUAAGCUAACUUAGCCUUGUGGGAAAUGUGUUGUUAAAGCAAAAUUUUUAUUUUUUCCAUAAAACAAAAUUGGAUGCUCAUCAGUAUUCUGUAGGUGUUUAAAACCCAAGUAAUUUAAUGAUUUUCAUGUGGAUUACUGUUAUAAGGAAGUGGAAGUGUUCAGUAAUUUUAACUUGCAACAUUGAGGCUUUGUCAUUGGUUGAUCUCCUGGCCAGCUGCUCUUAUUGGUUGAUCAUCUCCUGGUCAACUGCUCUUAUUGGUCCAUCUCCUGGCCAGCUGCUCUUAUUGGUCCAUCUCCUGGCCAGCUGCUCUUAUUGGUCAUUUGCUGAUUUUUUAUUAUUACUCAGUUUUUAUACCAAUGAUGUAAAAUGGUUAUAAUACACUUGUAUGAAUGUAAUGGAGUUAACCAAAACCCAUGACAAAAUUCUAUCAUUUUAUACUUACUUACUAUGCAAUGAUUUUACCUUACUAGUGACCUAGUUAUUGUCAAUAUAUUGUUGUCAUAAGGUCAACAAUUUUGCCUUAUUUUGCUGGUGUUAUCAUGUCUGGAGAACAGUCCCAGACUCAAGUGCAGAAAGUGUGGGUUGCAAGGCUUGCUUUGAGCUGUGCCAGGGAAACCUUGGUGUAAUAUAGGUGUACGUGUUAUAUUGAAGAACGUUAUACAGUACUCAUGGUUUUUGUUGAGUACAUAGAUGGGUUAUUAGAUUACAAACACAAAUGUUUGUGUUGAAUAUGUAAUGGACAUAAAAACCACUAAAGAGGAGGAGUUGAUUCCUCUCCUUUUUCCCUUAGACUAGUGUGUCUGCAAACAGUAUAUGUGGAGUGACCCAACACACCAGUACGUGUGGAGUGACCCGGCACACCAGUACGUGUGGAGUGACCCGGCACACCAGUACGUGCGGGGUGACCCGACACACCAGUACGUGCGGGGUGACCCGACACACCAGUACGUGCGGGGUGACCCGGCACACCAGUACGUGUGGGGUGACCCGGCACACCAGUACGUGUGGGGUGACCCGGCACACCAGUACGUGUGGGGUGACCCGGCACACCAGUACGUGUGGGGUGACCCGGCACACCAGUACGUGUGGGGUGACCCGGCACACCAGUACGUGCGGGGUGACCCGGCACACCAGUACGUGCGGGGUGACCCGGCACACCAGUACGUGCGGGGUGACCCGGCACACCAGUACGUGCGGGGUGACCCGGCACACCAGUACGUGCGGGGUGACCCGGCACACCAGUACGUGCGGGGUGACCCGGCACACCAGUACGUGCGGGGUGACCCGGCACACCAGUACGUGCGGGGUGACCCGGCACACCAGUACGUGCGGGGUGACCCGGCACACCAGUACGUGCGGGGUGACCCGGCACACCAGUACGUGCGGGGUGACCCGGCACACCAGUACGUGCGGGGUGACCCGGCACACCAGUACGUGCGGGGUGACCCGGCACACCAGUACGUGCGGGGUGACCCGGCACACCAGUACGUGCGGGGUGACCCGGCACACCAGUACGUGCGGGGUGACCCGGCACACCAGUACGUGCGGGGUGACCCGGCACACCAGUACGUGCGGGGUGACCCGGCACACCAGUACGUGCGGGGUGACCCGGCACACCAGUACGUGCGGGGUGACCCGGCACACCAGUACGUGCGGGGUGACCCGGCACACCAGUACGUGCGGGGUGACCCGGCACACCAGUACGUGCGGGGUGACCCGGCACACCAGUACGUGCGGGGUGACCCGGCACACCAGUACGUGCGGGGUGACCCGGCACACCAGUACGUGCGGGGUGACCCGGCACACCAGUACGUGCGGGGUGACCCGGCACACCAGUACGUGCGGGGUGACCCGGCACACCAGUACGUGCGGGGUGACCCGGCACACCAGUACGUGCGGGGUGACCCGGCACACCAGUACGUGCGGGGUGACCCGGCACACCAGUACGUGCGGGGUGACCCGGCACACCAGUACGUGCGGGGUGACCCGGCACACCAGUACGUGCGGGGUGACCCGGCACACCAGUACGUGCGGGGUGACCCGGCACACCAGUACGUGCGGGGUGACCCGGCACACCAGUACGUGCGGGGUGACCCGGCACACCAGUACGUGCGGGGUGACCCGGCACACCAGUACGUGCGGGGUGACCCGGCACACCAGUACGUGCGGGGUGACCCGGCACACCAGUACGUGCGGGGUGACCCGGCACACCAGUACGUGCGGGGUGACCCGGCACACCAGUACGUGCGGGGUGACCCGGCACACCAGUACGUGCGGGGUGACCCGGCACACCAGUACGUGCGGGGUGACCCGGCACACCAGUACGUGCGGGGUGACCCGGCACACCAGUACGUGCGGGGUGACCCGGCACACCAGUACGUGCGGGGUGACCCGACAGUCAUGCCGACCGCAUUUGUCAACAUUUCACCAAACCAGAAACUGAAUUGAUAUAAAAAAUUAGACUGUGCCUUUUUAUUAAGUUAAUUUACACACAAGUAAGGUGACAAUUUUGAUGAUAGUUGCAUGUUAAAGGUUAAAUUCUAAAUAAACCUAAAGAAACCAAUAUUUUAUAUAUUGAUAGGAGCAUCCAUUUGUUAUUAUUGAUGUAACAAUAAUAUACAAAUAAUAGUUUAAUAUGCAUCCCUGCAUCUCUCAACAAAUAUGAUAUUACGUUAAAUAAAAUAAGAUCAUUAAUAAGUCUCUAGCUUUGAUGGUAAGGUGUAUUAGAAAGUUUACAAUGGUGAUCAUGGUUAUGUAUUCCACUCAAAUGUAUUCAUAAGUAAACGCAAACUUUAAUAUAGUACCGUUAUUGGUCCGAUUUGUGUUCGAGGCGUGAGAUGAGGAAAAUAUAAAAGUUCAGAGCUUUGAGCAAAGAACUUGGAACACCUCUAUGAAUAACAAUUGUAAAGUAGGUUAUUCUUUCCUAACAUAAACUGGAUUUGAUUUCAGUCAAGAAUCAUUUGUAAAUCUUAAGAGUAUGUGUUUGUAGUACAUAAUUUAAGAGAAUUGAUUACUCCAUUUUUAUAUUUGGUUACUUUCAUAAAAAUAAGCUGAGGGUGUUUAUCCAAAGAAUAUAUUAGCAAUUUUUAAUGUUUAUACUUUGACUGCUCAAGUGCCAAGUGUUGCCAAUGUUUUGGGAUAGGACUGGAUGCCAGGGAAGAGGGCAGUGCUGCAGCCCGAUGUGAUCUAAUAUGGGUGAAACUAUUCUGAGCGGCUAGCAACAGGCAGCCAUCAAGGAUCGGCCAGAAAGAUGUUUCAUUACAUUUGAUGCUGGUUUUUUCUUUCAAUACAAGCCCCUUGAGUUGGCAAAUAAUUUAUGCUAGAAGUCUGUGAAGAGUUGUAAAUGUGUCUUUGCUUGCAGUAUAACAAAAGUUUGUCUUGGCGUCAAACAAGAUGUGUGCAUCUGUCAGCAAUCUCGGUAGUGUUCUGACAGGUCCGUGCACUAUGUAUCUGCCAGCAAUCUCGGUAGUGUUCUGACAGGUCCGUGCACUAUGUAUCUGCCAGCAAUCUCGGUAGUGUUCUGACAGGUCCGUGCACUAUGUAUCGGCCAGCAAUCUCGCUGCAGCUCUGACACAUGGGUUAUAGAUUCAAUCACCUGGGCAAUUGGACAAGACCCUUCUUGGUAAUAUGAUUCUUCAUGUGGUAAUGUAUAUUAUGGCCUUUGUGUCAGCAUAUUUGUCAGUGCCUUUUAUAAGCCAUUUUUGCCAUUUUUAAAACAAUCUUUUUCUUGAUCAUAGCUAUGACUCUCCUGUCAUUGUAAGUUAAAAUACAUAAAAUUAUAUGGAUGUUCACUUAAAUUGGAAUUGUGAAAUUUGAGAUUGUGUUUAGUUAGAUCUCUUGUGUUCUAUAUGGUGAGUUUUGAGAACUGGCUGCUUUGCAAGUGUAAAAGUUGAGCAGCAAGUGUAAGAGUCUGCGAGGAAUAACUGUCAUUGGAAGUAUGACAAUAUGAACAGUUUUUCUGGGAGUCCCUUAGUUGCUCCCUGAAGCUAUUUCACUGAGCUGGUCCCCAAUACUGGGUCACAUCAAUUGCACGAGUCCUGUUUGGGCCUACCUAAGUCUAGAGGCAGAAGCUGGCUUCCCUCACACAGGUGCACAGAGCAGGCAACUAUUAUCACCCCUCACUUAGAAAACAUCCAGAAAUUUGGUGAAGCUUUGUAGACGACUACAAGAUUCAUAGAAAAUGAAGCAUCAAAACAGCCAAAUGACUCUGCAAACAAUUCAAACUAUACAAUUGGUACACUGGAAACUAGCUCGAACUAGUUUGCCAUCACCAGGUGGCCAGAAGUCCUGACUCGCAGCCAGCUCCAAUGGUCAGUCCUGUUGCUUAUGUGGUUGAUUAAACCCAUAGUGGGCUCCCAGGUGAUUGUUCAUUGCAGUGGAUUCCAUUGUUUCUUGACCAGGUGCCAUCCAUCCUUUGGACUUUGUCAUGCAGAAGCCAUUUACUUUUCCUUUGUUUGGAUUUUUUUGGGUUUGUUUCAUGUGCCCGUUUUCUUCCUGGUUUUGUUCCCGGUUUGGUGCCUUCCUCUUGAUAAUUACUUACUUAUUUCCUGAUUUUGUUGUGUAGAUUUUGCUUGUUUUGUGUUUCAAGCUGCAUGCACACAGGGUUUACUUCUCUGGCUGAUCGUUUAAUGCUGCUCCUGCACUGAUAGUUCCUUUCCUUUAGGGGAGCCCCAAUGGCUCCCUGAAGCUGUCUUCCCUGAUUGAGUGCCAUACUACCUAGCGUCAUCAGUUGUGGAGUUCUUUUUGUGUACCGGGAUCACGAGCUAAAACUUAGACUUCCCAGAGAGGUGCAGAGAGCGAUGGCCUGCGAUCACUUUACAUUUAUAGGAUAUCAUCUUUGCCUUCAACAGAGAAGGCACCCAAAAAAGAUAGGUGAAUCAAAGCAACCACUGUGCCUAGUUUAAAAUCAUGACCAAAGUCCCCAAAAUGCCAAAAGAACUCGGUAAUAAAAAAACGACCAAAACUUAGUGAAAUGAGCCCCCAGAAAUCAACUCCACCUCCCCCUCAUUAGGGGGAGGUGGAGCCUCUUGGGGGAGCCUGGGCUGACUGGUUUCAGUUCUUUACUGAGAAACACACCACCAACUUGGGGGCGAGAGGGUGUCAGGGAGCCUCCGGAGCUCGCCCAGAAACUGGCGUUUCAGUACAUUCAGUGCUGUUUUUUUUUUGCGUGUGUUCAGGAGUUUGCCCCCAAGAGGCCUGGCCACUGGGGGUGGAGAACCUCACUGGACAGUUUGAAUUGUUGAAUCUUGUGUAGGCCCUUGGUUGUGUGGGGUGUGCACUAGGGUACAUGCUUGUUUAUAUGGCAAACCAGAAACACACUUUGCAGCCUGUAAAAAUGCAUUGUUACAGGCUGCGUUUGGUAUCUGUUCUAUUGACGAGCGUCCCUAAUUCCUGGGUGCCCUACUUGGCUAGUUACCUUCAUGCCCUUGUAAUUCCCCUGCAAGUCUGUGUUAGGUCAAAUAGGCCACAACUUGCAAAUUCGGUGACAAGGUUUAAAGAAUUCUGAUAGUUAUCUAGGAGCAGUUCUAGAUAAAAAACUGUCACUUGAAGAGCACAUAAAGAACUUUGUGUGAGUAGUGUAUGCUACGCUUUCUAGCUUUAGAACCGCUUUUAAAUACAUGGAUGGAGAAAUAUUAAAGAAUUUAUUUACCUCUAGCAAUGCACUUUGCUGGUUCAACCUUCUCCUUUGCACUAUGCAUCUAGUUUUUCUGAUGCAGGACUAUUGCCAUACGUCAUGUGAGCAGGUACAUGGUUUAUUGGUGUCCCAUCUACAUCUUUUUGCAGAAUCAGUAUGACAUUGCAUAGUGCUAGUUACAUCUCUUUGUUGCCUGUCUUUGGUUUCAAUCCAGGUGGUUCUGUCCUUUUUGUCAUUGUUUUUUGGAUCAGUGUCUUGUGUAUAAUACUGUUAAUUCUCAUCAUUCAGCAUUGGCAGAGCCUCUGUUGUUUGUGUUCGGCAUAGAUAAGAUUUUGUUCCAUUCCACAAAUUGUUUCGGGCAUUCUUUCACCUCUGGCUGGCUCAUUGCUCCUCCUGAGCCAUCUUAGACUUUCAACAGGUUGGUUUUUCUUUCCUCUCCUUGGUUAACAGUUGCUCCUUCAGAUAGGAAUAUUUUUUGCAAAGCUGUGUUUUUUGUUGGUGCUUGCCUCCUACUGUAGGGUUGGGGAGUUCCAUGCUCUUCUGAGGAGGUGGGGGUCUGUUUCUUUGGACCUGGUGAGCAGUUUGUUUGCAACCUUCUCCUCCUUUUCUUGUAAGGAACAAGUGGGCUGGCUUCUAGAGGGAACCCUUUGAUUGACACUUGGUUGGUGCAACCAGAGGUGCAUAAUUUGUUUUGUCUGGUGGUGGUGCUUUGCCAUUAACUGUGUGCCACCAGUUCUGCCUCAGUGGAUUCCCUGUUGGGAAACCGUUUCUUUGGUCCCCCUGUUCCCUGCCUAAUAUUUCUCGAGUUGUCUACAGUAUCACCAAAGCUAGCCAGCCUGCAGUCUAACCUCGAGCCUAUGAUGUUCAUAAAUAUGUAGCAUUGGCUGCUGUCGUCUCCAAAAUGUUGUGGGCUGAUAUUCAGGCUCGAGGUUGUUUGGAAGUGUAACAUGGUCAUGGCUGCCCAGUACUUGGUUACUGGUCCCAAUUAAUAUUGUAUGGAACUAUGCUGGGUUUCCCAGUCUGUGGUCCGUUCUUUGUAAUAGUACCUGCCAUCUCUUCCUCCCUUGUAAUCUCACUUUCCUGUUUUUCUGUAGUUAGCUGCAGAGAACUAUCAAUGUGCUCCUCCCAGAAAAUUAGCACUGAAUGUAAUGCAGUGCCUCUUUCUGGUAGAGCCCCCGGUAGCUCCUGACUUCAUUAUAUUUUUUUUUUUUUUUUUUUUUUUGAGAUAUAUACAAGAGUUGUUACAUUCUUGUACAGCCACUAGUACGCGUAGCGUUUCGGGCAAGUCCUUAAUCCUAUGGUCCCUGGAAUACGAUCCCCUGCCGCGAAGAAUCGUAAACUCAUCAGUUCAUUGUCCAUCAGCUCCAGACUGGCUAUUGGAGUGGGCUGUGGGCUUGGGCUUGGGCUCUGGACCACCUGGUGGCUGCUGUCGGUACUAACAGGUUUGAACUAGUUUCGAGUGGACCAAUUGUUUAGUUUGAAUAAUUUAGAGAGCCGUUUGGCCAUCUUGAUGCUUCAUUUUUAUGAAUUUUGCAGUUGUAUGUAAAGCUUCGCUGACUUUCUGGAUAUUUUCCCAGUGAGGGUAGUGGUAAUAGUUCCCUGCUCUAUGCAUCUGUGAGAGGAGGGGUGGGGGAGAGGGCCUUGUUCUGGCUCUUUCUAUGGUAGGCCAAACAGGACUCUUGCGAUCGAUGUGACCCAGUAGUGGGAAGCCUUCUCAGCGAGAUGGCUUCAGGAAGCCACUGGGGCUCUAGCAGAAAAAGAUAUUUCAUUACAUUCAGUGUUGUUUAUUUUCAUAGAACUUGCUGUGAAGAUAGGGAAGGUAACUCCCCAUUUUGUGUUAUUGGGGUUCUGAUGCUCUCUUCUGUGCCCUUCAAGUUACUGUACUGUAUUUAUAAAUUACCACAAUAUGGCUGAAAUGUACAGCAAAUGCCUUUUUAUAUAUACGGAUUAAUUAUAGGCUUUCAUUUGUUAUGGAGAGUUGACCUGCCUCCAUUAUGGAGAGUUGGCGCUGCCUCCAUUAUGGAGAGUUGGCGCUGCCUCCAUUAUGGAGAGUUGGCGCUGCCUCCAUUAUGGAGAGUUGGCGCUGCCUCCAUUGUGGAGAGUUGGCGCUGCCUCCAUUGUGGAGAGUUGGCGCUGCCUCCAUUGUGGAGAGUUGGCGCUGCCUCCAUUGUGGAGAGUUGGCGCUGCCUCCAUUAUGGAGAGUUGGCGCUGCCUCCAUUAUGGAGAGUUGGCGCUGCCUCCAUUAUGGAGAGUUGGCGCUGCCUCCAUUAUGGAGAGUUGGCGCUGCCUCCUUUAUGGAGAGUUGGCGCUGCCUCCUUUAUGGAGAGUUGGCGCUGCCUCCAUUAUGGAGAGUUGGCGCUGCCUCCACAAUAGGUCAGAAAAAUGACAGCUUAGCUGAUGAAGACUUCUAGUCCUACUAACACCAAAUAUAUGUUUAAUAAUAA